AUGUCAACCGUGUCUCAUCUUUCCACUGAGUUGACGAAUUUGGUAUCGGAAUCCAAAAGAAGGAACUCUGAAAUCAAACAUGCUUCUGAAAGAUCUUUAACAAUAUUGAAAGCCUUUGACGGGAGGUCAAAUGAAGCUACUUUUUUGAAAGAGUUAUCAAUGAACCCUGAUUUUAUCACACCUUUCCUACUGUCAUGCUCCACAAGAAACGCAAAAUUCAGUACAAUAGCCAUACAAUGCUUAAACAAGUUAAUUUUAUCAAGAGCUAUACCCAUUUCAAAAUUAGAUCUACUAUUAGAUGCAUUCAUCGAGGCUACACAUCUAGCUGUGGAUAUUCAACUUAAAGUCUUGCAAACACUUCCAACUUUAUUCCAGAUAUAUGGUGAAUUCAUCAAUAAUGGCCUAGUUGCGAAACUGCUAUUAAUUUGUUCAAUGCUUCAAGCUCCAAGUAAAAUACCAAUGGUUAUAAACACUUCAGCUGCAACACAACAACAAAUUGUUCUUUCAUUGUUUGAUAAAAUUCUAGAAGAUGAUAAAACUGACGUUGAGAAGGAAUUUACAGUGAAGAUUGAUGAAGAUGAAGAUUUGAAAAUUUCCUCAAGUGCAUUUGAUGCUUAUAAUGUUUUGAAUGAUUUGUGUUCAUUAGUUGAGCAUCAAAAACCUACAUUUUUAACUUUCAAAACCAUGUCUGAAUCUUUUGGCUUUGAACUGUUGGAGAAUGUCCUUACAAAUUAUCAAGAUGUGUUUUUAUCUCAUACUGAACUUGGGUUUUUGGUCAGAACUAGAAUCACGCCUUUACUACUUAGAUCUUUCUCAAAUCAUAGAGAUUUUUUGAUAAUUGUUAGAGUUUCAAGAAUCAUAUUGUUAUUGAUACGAACUCAAAUUAGUAUUUUGGAGAUUGAAGCUGAAGUUAUGCUUUCGUUGUUAACACAUGUCAUUUCAAAAGAAUCAAAUGUCCCAUAUUGGAAGAAAGUUUUAUCUUUGGAGAUAUUCAAUGCUGUGCUAAGUGAUUUUGAUUUAGUCAAGGAUAUUUUCUCCUCUUAUGAUUAUCAUGAAGAUAAGAAGAAAAUUAUACAUGGAUUUCUGAGCGUCUGUUCUGAAAUUGUGAAAGAACCAUGGGCAACUAGGGUAUUACAAAUUAAUGAUAUUGUUUUAGUCCCGGCACAAGAACAUUCAAUAACGAUGGCCAAUUCAGCUUUAAAGAUUCCUUAUAUUGAUUUGUUGGACAAGCAUGAAGCACCACCGGCUCCAAAAGCCUAUACAUUAUAUUUGAUUUUAUCGUGCACAAACUCCAUAUCUGAGGGUAUAGGAAAUUUUAUCAGAAAAAUUUCAACAAAUGAUUCAAACACAUUCACAUUCUUGAAUGAAUUAUCGUCUGAAAACCAUGAACAAAGUGAAGCCUUACAAAUGAAAACAUUAGUAACGUCAAAUGCUAAAAGUAUUGUUUCUAUUGGUGCUGAAUUUCUUUACGCUUCUUUGGGGAAUGAACUUUUUCAUGCAUUGAUAAGAGCCUUACAAAAACUUUGCCAUGCUGCUGGUGUAUUGGGAUUAAAUGCCGAAAGAGAUUCAUUAUUGAUGUUGUUCUCAAUCGCUACAAUAAGCAAUAACCUAAGAAGAAACUCAAAGUCAUUAUCAAUAAGUGAGACAAUCGUGGAGACAAUCAGUCACUCAAUCGCACCAUCACCAGCUUCGACACCAAAUAUUCAAAGAUUUCAUCAAAGGUAUUUGAAUUCAAGGCAUAUAAUUUGUUUCAGAGCAUUAGUCAGUCUAGUCAUUUCAUUAGGCCCAACUUUGAAGAAGAGCUGGAAAUUCAUACUUUCAACCUUUCAAUGGUUUGAUUAUUAUUUAAAUGGGCCAUCAGAAUAUUUAUCGUUCAAAGAAACACCCCCAAAACCUGAGCUUGCAAAUACUGAUUUGAAAUCUGCUGAAAGUUCAUUUUCAAAAUUAUUUGAAUCAACCGCUGAUUAUGAUGAUGAAGCUUUUCGUGAUGGGUUAAUUGAGUUGAUAAGUAUUUCAAGAAUGUCUGUCUUUGAUAAAAUAGAUAAUUCAGAACCUAUCAUUGAAGAUGAUAUAUUAUUAUGCCCAUACAAUAGAGAUUUUUUCAUAAAAAAGUUAGUGAUUGUCUCCAAAUUUAAUGCUAAAAGGUAUUUGGAAAAAGGUAAUAAAUACUGGAUUGAUGUGGUGAAGUUUUUGUCCGAUGUAUGUACAUCUCCUCAAGUUGCUUCAGAUUUAAGAGUCACUGCUUGUGCUACAUUCAACUUAUCAACUAAAGAGCUAGCGGCCGUUGCAUUUUCACCUGAUUCUUCAUUUGAUAAGAUCUAUAUUGAAACUGAAUUGCUAAACUCACUUGCAAAAAUGGUUGAUCGGAUGCUUUCUUCAUUGGGCGAAACCCAAUUAUCAACUUCAGAGUCUGAAAUGAUUCAUGAUACUUUGAAAACAUUAUAUGAAUUACUUGAUAGAUUUGGUACUCAUCUUUCACAUUCUUGGGAAGCCGUUAUUCAUAUUGUUGAUUGCCCCUUCAAAUUUUUUGAAGUUUCUAAAAAUGUUAGUUCACAAAAACAACUACUAAAGUCUGCAUUUGAAAUAUUACAGCUGGUCUUGAAUGAUUUCUUGCAAACUAUCCCAUUGAAAAUAAUGAUCAAAAUAAUUGAUGUUCUUCAGAAAUUUUGCACUCAAGAAUAUGAGCUGAACAUUUCGUUUUCCGCUAUAAGCUAUUAUUGGCUGAUUAGUGAUUACUUCCGUCAUUUAGUUCCAAAUGAAGGUGGCCCAGAACUUAGCUUUAACAACAAGGAAGAAUUACUCCAGGCUCUCAAUAACACAGAUAAGUACACAGAGGUUCAUAGUUUAUGGCUUUACUUAUUGAGCAGUAUUGUCAAUAUUUCAAACGACCCAAGACCUGAAGUGAGAAAUGGUGCAAUGCAGACAUUCUUCAGAAUAAUUGAUUCUCAUGGAUCAUAUUUGAACUGGAACAAAACUUAUAGUAUUGUUGUCAAAGAACUUUUGAAUAUUGAGUUUGAUAAUAAGUUGAUUGAAGAUCCAGAGAUCAUAGCAUCUUACAAAGACAGUGUCUCCAUAAUUUUAAAAGGUUUAACAGAUCUGUAUUGUCGCUUUUUCAUAGGAUCAAAUGAGAUAAUUUAUUGGGAAGGUUUACUAGAGUUCUUUCAGAAAUUGGUAAAGUGGAAUGCAACUGAGAUUACUUUUUUCGUUUACAAGUCAUUUAAUGAAAUCACUGCUUCGUUCAAGACAAUUGAUGUUAAGAUUUUUGAUCUUCUAUUUGAGUUCUGGAGCUCACAAAAUAUUACUUAUGUUGUUUCUGAUACUGAUAAUUAUCAAAAUUGUAUCGUGGAGUUAAUCGGAAGUUUCAAAAGUUUAUACAAGCUUUCAGAUGUUUCUGUUACACAACUUGAAAAGGCUCUUUCAAUUUUCAACAAUGCAAUUAGAUUCCCAUUCUUACCAAGGUUCACCAAAGAUAUUCAGAAACCUACAAAGGUUCAGGCUGUUGUUCUAGAGUGCCUUGAAGUUGUUGAUAUAUCCACAGAUUCUGAAGUUUUGUCAUUGAUGUUAUCUCAUAUGGCAUCAAUAAUUCUGUUACCUUUCCAAACAAGAGCCAGAAUAGUAAAGAAACUACAAGGGAAAGGUAAAAUUGAAGUUCCAAGCUUUAUUGCUGUAAGUAAUGAAGCACUUGGGUGGUUGAAAUCAACUUUAGGGCAAAUUAAAGAUUAUUCACCUUUGGUUCCAAAUAAAAGUUUCUUGAAAGUUUUCAAAAAUUUACUUGAUGCAGUACAGUCUAAAGUGGAUGAUCAAGUUCAUCAAGAAAACAUUCUUGAAUAUGGUCUUUGGAAAAAUGCUUUAUCGAUAUUGUUGCUUCUAGGCUCUGAAGUUUCACCUUUAUUAGGGCAAGAAGAACUGGAUGAGUCAAAGACACAUAUAUUCUCAGAGGUGUGGGAUCAUAUUAUUGAUUCAAUUGUGGUAUCUUUGCCUGUUGCAAAUGAUAGUCGCGAUGAAAGUUUCAAUGAGGAUAUUUACCAAAAGUUUAAAAAAUCUAUUUUACCAAACAUUGGUCAAGAAGUUGUUCCAGAUAUUGCAUUGGAAAAAUUAGUUUCAUCUGUAUGGAAAUCAUCCUUUUUGUAUGAAAAUGACGAAAUUGAGGAUUAUUUAUUAAACAAGUUGAAUUCUCCAGCUGAAGUUACACAAUCUUUGUUAUCAACUCAAUUGAAUGACUACACCACGGAGCCAUUUAAGGUACUACCUCAACAACAUUUCAGAACAAUUUGUCUACAAGAUUUAUUCAUGUUUAGUGAUCUUCACAGUGCAAAGAGGCUUGCAACAAAGACUUUACCGUUUUUGAUUUGUCGUUUGGUUUUAUCAUUCAAGAAAUUCGCGGGUUCACAAAAACUUUUAUAUUAUGCACCAUCAUCUUCAGUUCAGCAAAAAGAAUUGGAUUUAUCGUUG
Molecule: messenger RNA, 4452 nt
Organism: Hansenula anomala
Lineage: Eukaryota; Fungi; Ascomycota; Saccharomycetes; Phaffomycetales; Wickerhamomycetaceae
Gene: MON2
Product: Mon2p
Exons: 2
Source: RefSeq, a predicted model, not a curated record